GCCUGGCAGUGCACACGGCACGUCGCAAUCUCUUUUGGAACCGUGCGGAGAAUAUCACGACCAAGUGCAACAAAUCGACCAAGUUUGAGUGUUGAUGGGUUGGAUGGACCACGUGGUUUCUACAUACGGGGAGGAUGGGUAAAAUAAGAGUUAUUUCAAAGAAAACAUGUCCGGAAUUGUAGAAAAAAACUAGCAAUGUUCUUUGUUCGAGUGUGUUUGUUUCGUUCAAUAUGGAUGUAAAGGCCGGCUGAGCAUGCCGUGGAGACGUACGUGUUGUGGAUGCGUUGGAUGUUUGUUUGCACAUGAUACUAUAGUGCCCGUGUGAUUGCUCCAUGGUACAACCCACCCGCAGUGUGCGAUUGGCUCAAUUUACCUGGGUUGAGUGACUCUCUUGAUAAUACGCCUCGAUUGACUUAUAAGCUCAAGCUUAGUAGAAAAACACUGAAGGAUAAAAAAAAAAAAGGGAAACGUCAGAGAAAGUUUAUCAUCAUACACACCCCCAUUGCUAUCAUUUCGGAGGUACCCAUCUUGCUAUAAGGCUGUGGCCACUUUAUUGUCUGAGUUUACAGAACAGCAUUACUUUGAAAACUUGAUAACGAUUUGUGACUUUGUCUAAUAAUAUUCCUCUUUAAAGAUUGCAAGCAGAAACUUUGUUGAAAGCCUUAAUAAUUGUGUUCUUUCCAAAAAUAAAUUGGAAGAAGAUACGAUUAAUAGAAUUAAGUAAGAUAUUUUAUUGAAAACUCUUCAGACCUAAGAUGGUCCUCCUCUCACGAUGGAUGAUUCAGGCAGCAUCAUUAGUUCUGUUUGCUCUCUGCUCUGUCAUGCUACAUGUACCUUGCCAGGGUUUCGCGAGGGACAGACUGGGUGGAGAUGCUGUAACGGGUCUCCAGGACGAAGGUGACGGUCAGCCUGAUAAUAUUGACAAUGGAGAAUUUCUCCGUCAACUUUUCCAAAAGUACGGAGACGACUCUGGUCGGAUAAGCUUCCAGGGCUUUGUUGAGCUGGUCGGGAGCAUCGGGCUCGGCGGGUACGAUGGAACGGAUGUGCCCGGGUUGGAUUCGGACCGUAAGCAUAAUCAUCAUCAUCAUCAUCAUCACAUAGAGUGGUAUGACCAAGAUACAGAAACGACUAGUGAUGAACACCUUGAUGAAGAAACGGCAACUUCCGGGGGAGGGUCACCGUCUAUGCCGGUAGAUCAACCCGGGGAUGCAGACCGGGAACUACGGGAUGGUGAGCUUCCUGGGCGUGUGAGACCGACUAGGCCCAUGGUUGGGGAGGACUCCAGUUCUAAGUCGGAACAGCAACAACUAACUCAGUGCCUUUCUCCAGAUGGCUUACUGGGUAUCUUCGAUAUCCAGGCCUCGACGGGACUUACACAGGAGGAGUUCCUUCAGAUGUGCCCGGUACUCUUGCAGCAGCUAGACAGCCAUGUGUGCAUGCAGUUUCCCAUCAAUGGCGGUGACAGUCACCAGGUUGUCACCAAUCAUGACGGUCACGAAGAUGCCACUAAUGGUCAUGCAGAGACAAACAACACUGAAGUAGGAAACCAGCAUGUCCCUGGCCAUAUUUGGGGUUAUGGCAUCGCAGCGAUUACUCUUAUCAGUCUUACGUCCAUAAUGUGCAUCUUGAUUGUGCCUUGUAUGCAACGCUUUCCUAAUGGCUACCACCGCUUGAUAUCCGUCCUCGUUGCCAUGGCAGUUGGAACUCUCUCUGGAGAUGCCCUGAUGCACCUCAUUCCUCAUUCUCUAGGUAUUCAUGUUCAUGAUGAUACGUCCACCGUUAGUUCCGACGAUGAUGACCACUCCCAUGAGGCUAUUGAGAACGAGAAGGAGCACGCCCUCAACGCUGUCUGGAAAGGUUUCUUCGUCCUCGUUGGGAUCUUCUCCUUUUUUAUUAUUGAGCAACUCAUGGGAGUUUGCCAACAAGCAAGAAAAACUAAAAAGGCAAAGAGGAAGAAAAAACACCGAACUGAGAAGAGUGGGAGCCAAAAACCUCUUAAUCCUAAUCGUCACUACCCCUGCGACAAUCACGCCAAUCUUCCAGAAGUGGAGUACAACAUGCUGAAGGGUAACGAGGCUGUAGGAAAAAAACUUUGCCACCACUGUGUUGUUGCCAUGACACCGGGAGAUGCCAAUAAAGAAAUCAUUCGGAACAGUAUGCUCCUCAUAGACGAUGUGGAGUUGAACAGUCACUUGGAGCAAGAAGGAACCUCAUCUCAUCGUCACAACCACGAGCCAGAUCCAGAAGUUGGUCCCGGUAAUCACCAUGGACACAGUCACGACGUCCCUAAAAUGGGCAAGAACAGCAUAGCCACGCUUGCAUGGAUCGUGGUGCUGGGUGACGGACUGCAUAACUUCUGCGACGGACUUGUUGUCGGGGCGGCGUUCGCAGACAGCAUUGCUGGGGGUCUAAGCACAUCGAUAGCAGUCAUGUGUCAUGAGGUGCCCCAUGAGCUAGGUGAUUUUGCUGUGAUGUUAAAGGCCGGCAUGACCAUUAAGCAGGCGCUGUUUGUCCAAGCCAUCUCUUCGGUGCUAGCCUACAUGGGCCUGGCCAUCGGUAUUGCUGCUGGCAAUGUUGAGGCUCUAAGCAUGUGGAUAUUCGCCCUCGCUGGUGGAAUGUUUAUCUACAUUGCUCUUGUGGAUCUGUUCCCAGAAUUGGUUGAAACACUGAGCAGCAGACCAGGACAGAAGCUUCAGUUGCUGCUUCUUCAGGGUUUUGGUACAGCGCUGGGCGUUUGUAUUAUGUUAUUCAUUGGACUUCAAGAGGAUUGGUUGAGAAAGCAACUCGGAAGCUAAAAGAGUCAACUCUAAAGACACAACGUCUAGACCCGGCCUACCUCAAGCCUCUGUUAUUAUAUAUAUGGUUUUUGUUUUUGUUUUAUUUUAAAUGACAUUGAGAAACAGAAUUGUUUUCAUCACUAGUUAAUGCUGAUAAUCAGUUGGUGAAAUAUCUCUACGCUUUUCUUUAUAAAAAGAAAAAAUCAAAACUGCGAGGGAAAAAAGUCUAAGUUUCAAACCUGUUUUAGGACAGAUGGGGAAUUAGUCCCUUGUAAAAUAAAUUAUGGUUUACCUUUGAUAGGCUUUUAAAGAUGCCUGCGUAUAGAAGACGGAUCGAACAAAUGUAAGUUUUAGCUUCAGGAGGAGCACCCCCAAAUAAGGAAAACCCAUGGGGUCAGAUAGAAAACUAAAAAUCCAAUCCACAUGCAAGGUUCAGGUCCAUUGUGGGAUUCGAACUGGGGUCCACAGAGGUGACACACAGAGGAAGAAACCACUGGGAAAUCUUGAAUGCCUCAACGACACUCUGAUGUGAUGGUGUAAGAUUUCGCUUCUAAGAUUUGAUAUCCUCAAAACUUUCCUUUUCAUAUUUUGGUUCUUCAAAGUUGUACUGCCUUUUUUAGCUAUUUGUAGUCGAGUUUUCACCUGUAAAUCUGAAAAUUGAAAGAAAGGGAGAUUUUGGAACGCUACAUUGCAGCUGACUUACCAGGUAAAUUGUCAAUGUUGAUGUAGUUCUCAGCAUGCGUCCAUUUCCGAGAACAAUAGAUUUACCUGGUACAUAUAAGUCUGUUGCAACCUUACAUCCCAAUAAUGUCCCCUAAAAAUAUUGCACAUGUAGAAAGGUAUUUUUACUACAUCAGUAAAAGGCAAACACAACCACAGUAUGUUAUCUUACACAACUAUUAUUAUUUAGUAACUUAUAUUUCAUUAUUUCUUGUAUAAUUUUUUUUGUGUAGAAGAGGUUAACAAAAUACUACAAAAUUAUAAGUAAAACAGCAGGAGUGAUGCUGGGUGUAUUAAAGUGUGCUUGUUGUAUGGGAGAAUUUGAAACCUUAAAGCUGUGUCUGAAUUUACUGAUGUGGCUAUGGCUGAAGCUGUUGCUAUAAUGCUUCUCAAGUCAUAGCCGCAGACACUACCUCAGAUAUGGCCUCUUCACAGGUUAAUAUAUUUUACUCAGUUUUGUGAUUACUAAAGUAUGUAAUACAUGUAUAUUUUCAAUAACGCUGAUGUUGCCUAUUUUUUUAAUAUUAUUUUUGUUGUUGAUAAUCAUGCACCACCUUCUGUUAAGGCCACCAAUUACAUAGAUUAAUGUAUUCCUUAUGAAUACGUAAAGGGUCUGAGUACAAUUUUGUAGGACACAAAACACAAUGUCCACUUGCAACACAGUGUGAAGAUAAUGAUGGUAGAAAGCUUCCCUUACAA
Asterias rubens (European starfish) is the source of this 4196-nucleotide messenger RNA. Its product is annotated as zinc transporter ZIP10-like. Gene Ontology annotation, cellular component: membrane. The record is from RefSeq and is a predicted model, not a curated record. Gene Ontology annotation, biological process: intracellular zinc ion homeostasis; zinc ion import across plasma membrane. Lineage: Eukaryota; Metazoa; Echinodermata; Asteroidea; Forcipulatida; Asteriidae. Gene Ontology annotation, molecular function: zinc ion transmembrane transporter activity. The transcript is spliced from 8 exons. The coding region runs from base 756 to 2795 and encodes 679 amino acids.